CUCCCCUACGUCCCCAACAAGCCCAUAAGGCCUGCUGCCCAAGGGCCACCGCCUCUCCGCUUGAGUCAUGGUCCACCUUCUUAUCCCAUUUCCGGAGAGAGGCUACUAUAAGCUCGAGAGAUACAAGGGGACUUCUUUCGAGGAGAAAAGCGGAUGCAGACGAUGAAGGAGGAAGGAUGAAGUGAACGAUUUUCGCGCGCUUUGUCGCGGGGAAUUGUGGGUAGCGCACCGGGGAGGGAAAAGAGAAUCCCCGAAGCUGGGUCGCGCCGCCCGCUGGGCCUGAGGGGAUGUUAGAGGACGAGCCCCAAGCCGAGGGCGCUGCGGUGGCGGCCGCCGCCAGGGAGGCGCUGCAGGCCCUGUGCCAGCAGCUGAACCUGGACGAGGGGAGCGCGGCCGAAGCCCUAGACGACUUCACAGCCAUCCGGGGCAACUACAGCCUGGAGGGAGAAGUUAUCCAUUGGUUGGCAUGUUCAUUGUAUGUUGCAUGCCGCAAGAGCAUUAUUCCCACAGUUGGAAAGGGUGUCAUGGAAGGAAACUGCGUUUCACUUACUAGAAUACUACGUUCAGCUAAAUUAAGUUUAAUACAGUUUUUUAGUAAAAUGAAGAAGUGGAUGGACAUGUCAAACCUACCACAGGAAUUUCGUGAACGUAUAGAAAGGCUAGAAAGAAAUUUUGAAGUAUCCACUGUAAUUUUUAAAAAAUUUGAGCCAAUUUUUUUAGAUAUAUUUCAAAAUCCAUAUGAAGAGCUCCCAAAGUUGCCACGAAGCAGGAAGCAGAGGAGAAUUCCUUGCAGUGUUAAGGAUCUCUUUAAUUUCUGUUGGACACUGUUUGUUUACACUAAGGGUAAUUUUCGUAUGAUUGGUGAUGAUUUAGUAAACUCAUAUCAUUUACUUCUGUGCUGCUUGGACCUGAUUUUUGCCAAUGCUGUUAUGUGCCCAAAUAGACGAGACUUGCUAAAUCCAUCAUUUAAAGGUUUACCACCUGCUUUCCAUACUCCUGACUUUAAUGGUCCUGAAGAACCUCCCUGCAUCAUUACUGUGCUAUGUGAACUGCAUGAUGGACUUCUAGUAGAAGCAAAAGGAAUAAAGGAGCAUUACUUCAAGCCAUAUAUUUCAAAACUCUUUGAUAAGAAGAUUUUGAAAGGUGAAUGCCUCUUGGACCUUUCCAGUUUUACUGAUAAUAGCAAAGCAGUGAACAAGGAGUAUGAAGAAUAUGUUCUAACUGUUGGUGACUUUGAUGAGAGGAUCUUUUUGGGAGCAGAUGCAGAAGAAGAAAUCGGAACACCCCGAAAGUUCAUUGGCGAUACCCCAUUUGGGAAACUGACAUCGCAGGCCAAUGUGGAAUGUAACCUUCAACAGCACUUUGAAAAAAAAAGGUCAUUUGCACCUUCUACCCCGCUUACAGGACGGCGGUAUUUACAAGAAAAAGAGGCAGUCACUACUCCUGUUGCUUCAGCCACUCAAAGUGUGAGCCGUUUGCAGAGUAUUGUGGCCGGACUGAAAAAUGCACCAAGUGAACAGCUAAUAAGUAUUUUUGAAUCUUGUAUGCGGAAUCCCAUGGAAAACAUUAUGAAAAUAGUGAAAGGAAUAGGAGAGACUUUCUGUCAACAUUAUACUCAGUCAACAGAUAAACAGCCAGGAUCUCACAUGGACUUCGCUGUAAACAGACUAAAGCUGGCAGAAAUUUUGUAUUAUAAAAUAUUAGAGACUGUAAUGGUUCAAGAAACACGAAGACUUCAUGGAAUGGACAUGUCAGUUCUCCUAGAGCAAGAUAUAUUUCAUCGUUCCUUGAUGGCUUGUUGUUUAGAAAUUGUGCUCUUUGCCUAUAGCUCACCUCGUACUUUUCCUUGGAUUAUUGACGUUCUCAAUUUGCAACCAUUUUAUUUUUAUAAGGUUAUUGAGGUGGUGAUCCGAUCAGAGGAGGGGCUCUCCAGAGAUAUGGUGAAACACCUGAACAGCAUUGAAGAGCAUAUUUUGGAGAGUUUAGCUUGGACCAAUAAUUCUGCACUAUGGGAAGCUCUCCAGGCUUCUGCAAACAAAGUUCCUACAUGUGAAGAAGUUAUAUUACCAAAUAACUUUGAAAUAGGAAAUGGAGGAAAUGUACCAGGACAUCUCCCCAUGAUGCCAGUGUCUCCAAUAAUGCAUCCAAGAGUUAAGGAAGUUCGGACUGACAGUGGUAGUCUUCGAAGGGAUAUGCAGCCAUUGUCUCCGAUAUCUGUCCAUGAACGCUACAGCUCUCCUGCUGCAGGGAGUGCUAAGAGAAGACUUUUUGGAGAUGAUCCCCCAAAGGAAACAUUGAUAGAGAAGAUUAUGACAGAAGGAACUAAAUUGAAAAUUGCGCCGCCUUCUAGCAUUACUGCUGAAAGCUUAUCAGUUUCACCUGGGCAAGCUCUUCUAACAAUGGCCACAACCACAGUAACAGGGACGACAGGACAGAAAAUUACAAUUCCCUUGCAUGGUGUCGCCAAUGAUGCUGGAAAGAUCACACUGAUACCUAUUUCCAUGAAUACAACUCAAGAGUCCAAAGUUGAGAGCCCCAUAUCACUGACUGCUCAGUCUUUAAUUGGUACUUCUCCAAAACAGACCCAUCUGACUAAAGCACAAGACAUUCAUCUGACUGGAAUAAGCAAACCAAAGAGAACUGGGUCGCUAGCACUAUUUUACAGAAAGGUCUAUCAUUUAGCAAGUGUGCGCUUACGUGAUUUAUGUUUAAAACUGGAUGUUUCAAAUGAAUUACGAAGGAAGAUCUGGACAUGUUUUGAAUUUACUUUAGUUCACUGCCCUGACUUAAUGAAAGACAGGCAUUUGGAUCAGCUCCUCCUUUGUGCCUUUUACAUCAUGGCAAAGGUAACAAAAGAAGAAAGAACUUUUCAAGAAAUAAUGAAAAGUUAUAGAAACCAGCCCCAAGCUAAUAGUCAUGUAUAUAGAAGUGUUCUCUUGAAAAGUAUUCCAAGAGAAGUUGUGGCAUACAAUGGUGAUUUUGAAAUGACAGAUGGUGACGUAGAAGAUGCCACAAAAACACCCAACUGUUGCAGUGGCCCAGUGAAAGAAGAAAGAGGUGAUCUCAUCAAAUUUUACAAUACAAUAUAUGUAGGAAGAGUGAAAUCAUUUGCAUUGAAAUAUGAUUUGUCCAAUCAGGACCAUAUGAUGGAUGCUCCACCCCUCUCUCCUUUUCCACACAUUAAGCAACAGCCAGGCUCACCACGCCGUGUUUCUCAUCAGCAUUCCAUUUAUGUUUCCCCACACAAGAAUGGGUCAGGCCUUACACCAAGGAGUGCUCUGUUGUACAAGUUCAAUGGCAGCCCUUCUAAGAGUUUGAAAGAUAUCAACAACAUGAUAAGGCAAGGUGAGCAGAAAACCAAGAAGCGAAUAAUCACCAGCAGUGGAGAUGCAGAGUCACCUGCCAAACGCCUCUGCCAAGAAAACGAUGAUGUUUUACUUAAACGACUACAGGAUGUUGUCAGUGAAAGAGCAAAUCACUAACAUCAUUCCUGUUUCUGAUAAAAGCACUUUUGAGCUGUUGUGAAGAAAGUUGAGACUCUAUCCUUUAAACCUUACUUACAUUGCUGGGUUACACAAAAAUUUGCACCAAAAGUAAGCACUUUUGUUUUUUAAACAUUUACCUGAAUUAUAUCUGACAGACAUACAUGUAUUUUGAGUUAGAUUGGAAAAGAAUGUUUUUAAGUGCCUUUACAAAUAUGAGUAAGAAUUUUUAGAAUGUUUAUUCCUUGGGUUACUCUUUAAGAUGAAUUAAGGGGAAACAUCCUUAUUUUUUAGCUUUCUUUUAAAAAUAAUCAAAUGUUCCUGUGCUUUGUUAUAUGAGGUUAAAUAAUCUUUUAGUGAUUCUACUUUGAUACUUGUAUUAUCAACUUACUAUUGAAGGUAGAGGUUAGUUCCCUUAGUAUAUGGGCUGAGUAAUGUGCCAACCUGUCUCUGGCCCAUUGGUAACUCUACACUGGAUGCCACUGCUGUGCUGGGUUAUCUGUGUCAUUUGUCCUCUUCCUCUCUUUGAGUAUAAACAGCUUUGUAACUGAGCCCCUACAAUGCCUCCACUUCCUGCUUUCCAGUCCUGGGCGCUCUUAGCCUGAUGUUACAACCCAGUGAAAGGGGCACUUGCUCAUUUUUUAAACUACUGUAGUUAGGAUUUUUCAUGACAUUAAAUUAUAUGUGAUCGUAUUCAGUCAUGUAUUUCUAAAAAUAGAAAACUGAUUUGUUUUGUUGUUGUUGUUGUUGUUGUUUGAGACAGGGUCUCUCUGUAGCACCAGCUGGCCUGGAACUUUCUAUAUAGAUCAGGCUGGCCUUAAUCUCACAGAGAUCCACUUGCUUCUGCUUCCGGAGUACUGGGAUCAAAGGUAUGUACCACCAUGCCUGGCCUUGGAAACUGCUUCUUAAUCUGAUAGAAUAAAAUUCAGAUAAAGUUAUGAGAAACUAAACUUCGUUAAGAAAGUAGCACUAUGAGAAGAAAAUUCAUUCUUGUUGGGCAUGGUGGGACAUGUCUAUAAUCCCAGAACACAGAAAGAUUGCUGGGAGUGUGAGGCUAGCCUGGGCUACAGAGCAACACCCUGAGUCUAAAAAGAUAAAUUAUUCAUUCUCGUUAUCUAAUUAGUUUCCUGAAAAAAUAUCUGAAAUCUUUUUUAAAAUCACACUGAAAUCACCUCAUGCCUUAUAAUUUGAAUGAUUCUGUACAAGAGAUGCUUAUUAUUUCUUUUCUAUGUUACCUUGUUUGUUCCAAUUAUCAUUAGUUUAUCACUAGUUUUCCAUUGGUGUUUAACCUCUGGGUCCCCUUGAAGGUUUUUCCACUACUGGAGGUACAGCCUCCUAAAUAAUCAGAUCUUCAACACUCACUUUUUCUCUUGUGUUUAUAAAAUCUGGAAGGAUGUAAACAAGCCAUUCUUAAUUUUGAAUCGAUAUCAAUACAAAUAUUUUUAGCUGCAAACCUUAUUUUUUUUAAUGUAUAAUGUUGGGCUGACAGUGUAGCUCAGCAAAAUGUUUAACUUAUCUAGCCCUAGCUAAUUUGAAUUACUCCAAAAUUUCACUGUCAGUUAAUGAGAGUAAUAUCAGCAAUUUUAUUUUUAAAUUUUAAAAAGAAAGCCGGGCGUGGUGGCACAUGCCUUUAAUCCCAGCACUUGGGAGGCAGAGGCAGGCGGAUCUUUGUGAGUUCGAGGCCAGCCUGGUCUACAUAGUG
Molecule: messenger RNA, 5184 nt
Organism: Nannospalax galili (Upper Galilee mountains blind mole rat)
Lineage: Eukaryota; Metazoa; Chordata; Mammalia; Rodentia; Spalacidae
Gene: Rbl1
Product: RB transcriptional corepressor like 1
Exons: 22
Coding region: 288-3482 (1064 amino acids)
Biological process (GO): cell differentiation; negative regulation of G1/S transition of mitotic cell cycle; regulation of transcription by RNA polymerase II
Cellular component (GO): chromatin; transcription regulator complex; nucleus
Molecular function (GO): RNA polymerase II transcription regulatory region sequence-specific DNA binding
Source: RefSeq, a predicted model, not a curated record